CAAUCUUUUUUAAACUAUCAACGAACAAAUGUGAAAACUAUAGUUACUACCAUAAAAUAUUUUUUUAAUACAUAAAUUCUUGCACAAGAUGUAUUGUAAGAGAUUAGCGAAAUAAGCCUGUUGGAAAAUAUUGCUUGCCAAUUUGGUAGGAAAAAGAUCCUGACGUAAGGAAAGCACUGUACCUUUCACCGUAGUUAUCAGUAUUUAUUAAAUAUCAUGGAAAUAUUUGUGUAAAUCGUAAACAAUAUCUCGUUAACAAAUCGCGCAUUGAAAAUUACACUUGAGUUGAAAUGAAAUCCGACUCUGACGCGCAAAGAGGUCUGUCGAAAUCUUAAAGACUUUUGAACCGAUCUUAAAGUUAUUUUUUAUGUAUCAAUUUAGUUAAAAAGUGCUUGCGCUCAAGGAGGAACACGCAGAACAUAAUCAAUGUGGGUGGCGGUUGGAUGUGGGAGGGGUAGGAUAAUUGGAACGGGUGGAACACUGAAGUGUCAAAUACUUGCACCGUGUUCGUUUUUAUUUCAUCAUGUAUUUUUGGAGAAUAGUUGUUGAUCCGUGAGGGAAAAUGAAAUCUCCUACGAGUGUAUGUUUCAUCGAAACUAUUCUUUAUACGCUGUUUGGUCGUAUUGGCAUGUAGAUAUCUUCAAUUCAUAACCUCGAAAUUUGUUCUUCGAAAAUCAUUGUGAUAUGUAGUUUUUGUAUUCUUAUUUACUGACAAUAUAUCUCAAUUAUUUAUUGACAUGUCCAGUAAAACGAGUUUUUUAGUUAACCCUUAUAGACCAUUUUUUCUUGCUUUAUUUGUUGUACUGCUUCUGUCUUUUUCGAUUAUCAUAGUAGUUCACUACCUUCCUCUUGGUUUGUAUGAGGGUCAUAAAAGAGUUCAUGAACAUGUUUCUCUUAGCAAUAUUGAUAGACUUGAAGAAAUACUUGUAUCAGACACUUUAGUGCCAAAAAUUAGAAAUCCACGAUGCAGUUAUUUUGAUUGCUUUAAUGUGUAUCGUUGUGGUUAUAAAGGAAAUGAUCAUAUAUUAGUUUAUGUCUAUCCCUUGAAGAAGUACGUUGAUGAAAAAGAUAUACCUGUUGUUAGUCAAAUGAGCCAAGAAUUUUACUUCAUUCUUAAAAGUAUUAUAGAGAGCAAAUAUUAUACUCCUAAUCCAGAUGAAGCUUGUAUCUUAAUACCAUCCAUUGAUACUCUCAAUCAGAACCGAUUUAGAUCUCUACAGACUUCACAAGCAUUAGCAUCUUUACCAUUUUGGUUUAAUGGAGAAAACCAUCUUAUAUUCAAUAUGGUACCAGGAUCUGCACCUGAUUAUAAUACUGUUGUGGAUUUGUCUUCUGGUAAAGCAAUGAUUGCUGGUGCAGGAUUUUCCACGUGGACCUACAGAGUUGGAUUUGAUGUGUCUUUUCCAAUGUACAGUCCUGUUGUAAAUCAUUUGUUUGAGUUGCAAAAUAAACCUUUGAAAUCGUGGCUCUUGACAAGUUCUCAGACAAAUUUACAUCAAGAAUAUAUGCAAGUUUUACAGCGCUUAGCUGAUGAACAUCCUGAUAUGUUGCUAAUGGAGAGCUGUAAUGGUGAAUUAUCUGGAAAUUAUUCUGUGCGUUGUCGUGGACAUGAAGUGUACCAAUAUCCUCAUAUAUUGCAAUAUUCAAAAUUUUGCCUCAUUGUUCGAGGUAUUCGAUUAGCGCAGCCAACUUUGCUGGAAGCAAUGGCAGCUGGGUGUAUUCCUGUCAUUUGUGCUGAUUCUAUUGUUAUGCCUUUUCAAGAUGUUUUAGAUUGGAGGAGAGCUGCUGUAUUUGUGGCAGAAGAUGAUCUAGGAGGUGUAAUUGAUGUGCUGACUAGUUUAUCUGAUGACCAUAUCCUAGAAUUACAGGUUCAAGUUGAGUGGUUUUACAAGCAAUAUUUUUCAUCCAUUAAAACUAUCACCAUGACUACUCUUGAAAUAUUGAAUGGGCGUGUUUUUCCUCAACAUUCUCGAACAUAUGAAGAAUGGAACAUGCCACCAAAUCCAUUGGCCACUAAAUCACCAUUGUUUCUUCAGCUGACAGCACCUAAAUCACAAGGGUUUACCGCCGUUGUAUUAACAUAUGAUCGUGUGGAAAGCCUUUUUACUCUCAUUCAAAAGUUAGUUAAAGCUCCAAGUUUAAGUAAGGUGCUUGUAGUUUGGAAUAACCAAAGAAAAGUUCCUCCUCAUCCUUCAAUGUGGCCAAAAAUCAAUAAACCAUUGAAGGUUAUUCAGACCAAGGAAAAUAAACUUUCCAAUCGCUUUUAUCCCUAUGAAGAAAUAGAGACUGAAGCCAUUUUGACCAUUGAUGAUGAUAUUGUAAUGCUUACUGCAGAUGAAUUGGAAUUUGGCUAUGAGGAAGAUAGAUUGGAAGAUAAAGGCAUAUCUCCGUAUCUCUCAACAUACAAGUGUGUGUAUUUGCAUGAUCAAGUUUGGCGUGAAUUUCCUGAUAGAAUUGUUGGUUUUCCAUCCCGUACUCAUGUAUGGGAUAAUAUUACUUUAAAAUGGAAGUAUGAAUCAGAAUGGACAAAUCAAAUAUCUAUGGUGCUAACUGGAGCAGCAUUCCACCACAAGUACUGGAGUUAUCUUUACACUACAUCCAUGCCAGGAAAUAUUAAAGAGUGGGUUGAUGAUCAUAUGAAUUGUGAAGAUAUUGCAAUGAACUUUUUAGUUGCCAAUAUUACUAACAAAGCUCCUAUAAAGGUUACUCCACGGAAGAAGUUCAAAUGCCCUAAAUGCGUCAAUACAGAAAUGUUAUCAGCUGAUAUUAAUCAUAUGAUGGAACGUUCAUUAUGCAUUGAUCGAUUUGCUGCUCUCUAUGGUACAAUGCCUUUACAAACUGUAGAAUUUCGGGCUGAUCCAGUGCUUUACAAAGAUAAUUUUCCAGAAAAGCUAAAAAGAUUCAAUGAUAUUGGAAGUUUGUAGAAAUCCUUUUAGAAAUAUUAAUCAUAAAAGUUCUUCUUUGUUCAUUGUUUUCUGUGAUCUUGUAUAUGCAAAGAUUUAUAUUAUUUUAAUUAUUAAAAGAUUAUAUUUUACAUUUUAUAAAUGUAUUAAAAUAUAGGUAAUUAAAUAUUAAACAUUUUUAGCAAAAAUA
This is a messenger RNA of Gryllus bimaculatus (two-spotted cricket), 3093 nucleotides long. The record is from the annotation of a GenBank genome assembly. NCBI's taxonomy places the organism in Eukaryota, Metazoa, Arthropoda, Insecta, Orthoptera, Gryllidae.